This is a messenger RNA of Vespa velutina, 2606 nucleotides long. It is a transcript of the gene Pkc98E, whose product is annotated as protein kinase C. The coding region runs from base 380 to 2596 and encodes 738 amino acids. Gene Ontology annotation, molecular function: ATP binding; diacylglycerol-dependent serine/threonine kinase activity. The record is from RefSeq and is a predicted model, not a curated record. Lineage: Eukaryota; Metazoa; Arthropoda; Insecta; Hymenoptera; Vespidae. The transcript is spliced from 10 exons. Gene Ontology annotation, biological process: protein phosphorylation.
GAGAGAGAGAGAGAGAGAGAGAGAAAUAUAAAGAGAGAGUGAGAGAGUGAGAUAGAUAUAUAUAAUAUAUAUAUAUAUAUACACACACACACACACGCAUAUACAUACGUUGGCUUUCCUUCUUUCUCUUCCUUAUUCGUUCGAGAUUCUUCGACAUUCGGGGAUAUAUCGUCGCGAUUAUACGUCGAGAAGAACGCGCGCUCCACGAGAGAGAGAGAGAGAGAGAGAGAUAGAGAUUUGUCGCGUCGAUUAUCCUACGUUCGAGAGGUCGGUGAUAUUAUAACCUUGAUUCGUCGCGAGCGUCGUCGCGUAAGAAGACCAACGACGAUCUCUCUAUUUACGCGGUUCUUCUUUAAAAACGUAUAAUAAUUUCUUCGCGAUGUUUACGGGUACGAUGAAGAUCGAAAUAUGCGAAGCUGUCGGAUUAAGAGCUACCGACAAACAGAGAAAAUUUUGGCAGGACGAACCUAUAUUAGAUCCUUACGUACAACUUGACGUUGACGAGAAUCAUCUUGAUCGUUCCUCGACAAAAGCUAAAACCUCCGAUCCCGUUUGGAACGAAUCGUUCACGCACAAGGUUCAGAAUGCUGUCAUGCUUGGAUUAACAGUCUUCCACGAUGCGGCCUUACCGCCUGAUUAUUUCGUUGCCAAUUGCAGCAUCCCAUUCGAGGAGCUUGUUAGCAGAAACGACAAGACAGCCGAUUUUUGGGUUGACCUGGAACCACAAGGAAAAUUGCGCGUGAGGAUAGAUUUAAAAUGGAACGAUUCAGAUCAUCAAACGAGUUGUCGGAGUGGGGUGGAUGGAGAAUCUAUCGGUAUUGGUAGAAGUAUCGGAAGUAUUAGCUCAGGGAAAGAACCUAGGAGAGAAUUUAAAGAAUGGCAAGGAUUCAAUCGUCGGAGAGGUGCUAUGAGGCGCCGUGUUCAUCAAGUGAAUGGUCACAAAUUUAUGGCUACAUUUUUAAGGCAACCAACAUUCUGCUCUCACUGCCGCGAGUUUAUAUGGGGCUUGGGCAAGCAGGGCUAUCAGUGUCAAGUUUGCACUUGCGUAGUUCACAAGCGAUGUCAUAAAUUGGUGAUAACAAAAUGUCCUGGAAUGAGAGAUGAGGGUAAGGGAACUGGAUUGCAGUCUCAUCAAGAUACAGAAAGUCCACGCUUCAGCAUAGAUGUACCACAUCGGUUCUUUGUCCGUACAUAUAAAAGGUUUACAUUUUGCGAUCAUUGCGGUUCUUUAUUAUACGGAUUAUAUAGGCAAGGUUUACAAUGCGAAGCUUGUAAUAUUAAUGUUCAUAAAAGAUGCCACAAGAAUGUGGCGAACAAUUGUGGUACAAACACAAAGGCGAUGGCAGAAAUUUUAAGCGAAAUGAAUAUUUCUCCAGAUAAACAAAUCAAAACGCCAAGGAUUAAUUUUACGACUUGUCAAUCUAGCCAAACACCAUCUACUGUUGCUGUAACCGAAACAUUAACAACAGAAGCAUCACAGGCAACAGUACAAAGACAAUUGGAGGAAAGUGAAAUAGGAAUUAAACAGAAUGCAGUGUCUGUUAAUGAAAAUGAAGUGAGAAAGUUUGGUCUGGAAGAUUUUAAUUUUAUCAAAGUACUUGGAAAGGGUAGCUUUGGUAAAGUUAUGUUGGUUGAACGAAAAAGUAAUCCCGAUGAAGUAUAUGCUGUAAAAAUAUUAAAGAAGGAUGUUAUUAUACAAGAUGAUGAUGUUGAUUGUACGAUGACGGAAAAACGUAUACUGACAUUAGCGGCAAAACAUCCAUUUUUGACAGCUAUUCAUAGUUGUUUCCAAACGAACGAUCGUCUCUUCUUUGUAAUGGAAUAUGUAAACGGAGGCGAUUUGAUGUUUCAUAUUCAAAAAGCACGUAAAUUUGAUGAGGCAAGGGCACGUUUUUAUGCGGCCGAGGUAACGCUAGCGUUACAAUUUCUACACAAACAUCACGUCAUAUAUCGUGAUCUUAAACUCGAUAAUAUUCUUCUCGAUCAAGAGGGCCAUUGUAAACUCGCAGAUUUUGGUAUGUGCAAGGAAGGAAUCGUCGAAGGUAAAACUACGACUUCAACAUUUUGUGGUACACCCGAUUACAUUGCACCAGAGAUUUUGCAAGAAUUAGAAUACGGUGCCAGUGUCGAUUGGUGGGCACUUGGUGUAUUAAUGUAUGAGAUGAUGGCAGGCCAACCUCCUUUUGAAGCAGAUAACGAAGAUGAUUUAUUUGAGUCUAUUUUACGUGAUGACGUGCUAUAUCCAAUUUGGAUAUCGAAAGAAGCAGUUUCGAUAUUAAAAGGAUUCAUGACCAAGAAUCCAGCUAAACGAUUAGGUUGCGUGGCUGCUAAUGGCGGUGAAGCUGCUAUAAAAGUUCAUCCAUUUUUCCAACACAUGGAUUGGGAAGCUUUAGAAGGUCGUAGAGUUAAACCACCAAUUAAACCAAAAGUUCAGAGUAAAAAGGACGCAUUAAACUUCGAUGCCGAAUUCACGAGGGAGGAUCCAGAAUUGACACCAGAAAAUCCAGAAGUUGUUAGUUACAUUAAUCAAGAAGAAUUCCAAGGUUUCUCUUUCGUUAAUAAGGACUUUAAUCCGGCAAGAUUUGGGACACAAUAAGAGUUGGGAA